ACACCAUCUUCCAAACUUGACUCCCAUUUGCAGAAAAGGCAUUCAACCCUUUCUCGGAAGCUACCAAGUGCAAAAUGUACUCGUGCGGGACUUGCUAGAGGCAGUUCCCUGCAGGAGAGCACUCCCGCGACCAACACUGUAAUGCAACAGGGCACUAUACACCUGAAUGGGAAUGCGACUCUUGUGGUGCCGGUUUCCAUACCCACAAGCAGUGUAUGGACCAUAUGGUCAACUCCUGCUUCUACUGUUGUCACUGCGAUCAGCAGUUCUCGAGCUGGCAUGCUAUUAGCCAGCACUUAAACUCCAGACGGCAUCAAGGAAUGAGCUACUCGGGUGUUUCAACCUAUCAAAAAGGAGUCUCUUGCCCCUUCUGCAAGGCAUACUACCAAGCUGCCAGUGGUGUUGUUCACCAUCUUGAGCGCGGAUGUUGCCCCAACGCACCUCUGGACCGCGACACGCUGUAUCAAGAGGUCCGACGACGAGACCCCAAUGGCUUCGUCUGCAACAAACUUCUUGAAUGGCACGGAACAGUGUCUUACCAUGCAACCUCUGUCGCCUUCAACUCACGCUAUGGACAAUACGAGUGUUACUUCUGUGGCGACUUGUUUAGACAGCUGUCGAGCUUGAAUCAGCACCUGGCCUCACCACGACACCAGCAAGAGCUCUAUCACUGCCCAAACAGAAAGUGCCUCAAGGAAUUUACAACUCUAGCUGGUAUGGUCAACCACUUGGAGAGCGAAUCAUGCCGCUUCCUGCGAUUCGGGGCUGUUCAGAAUGGUAUUCGGGGCUUCUUCUCUUCGGAUCGCUUGAUUGCGUUCUGAAGCACAACUGGAGUGCAUAUUGAUGUUCGAUUAAGGGAAAGAAAUCACUGGCAUCUCUUAUAGGAACACAUGAAAGCUGGCUGGUAUUAAGUCAUGGUACAGUGGUCUAGGAGAUGAAAGAGAAACAAACUCGGACUUGAGUUGACCUCGUGGCGCAGCCACCCAUAUGGUAGAACGGGAUAUUAUCAAUGAUGAAAGAGUCAUGUACCAUUACCAUUCAAGGAGUGUCAAUGACACCCAGGUUGUCACAUAAUCAUUUGGUCAUAUCAUUCACUCAUUAGCAGAGUCAGCAAGGAGGUCCAUCUGCUGUUUGUACACAACUUAGCUUUUACAAAUACUUGCUUCUUUUUCUG
Molecule: messenger RNA, 1174 nt
Organism: Fusarium odoratissimum NRRL 54006
Lineage: Eukaryota; Fungi; Ascomycota; Sordariomycetes; Hypocreales; Nectriaceae
Exons: 2
Coding region: 216-821 (201 amino acids)
Source: RefSeq, a predicted model, not a curated record